Protopolystoma xenopodis is the source of this 141-nucleotide messenger RNA. The record is from the annotation of a GenBank genome assembly. NCBI's taxonomy places the organism in Eukaryota, Metazoa, Platyhelminthes, Monogenea, Polystomatidea, Polystomatidae.
UUUUUCGACCUUUUGGUGAAAACUCCCGAAGAACUCUUCGUCGAUCUAAUGAUCACGUACGCCGGCCAGGGCAUCGACGGUAAGACGACUGAGGAGGACGUGCAAGGACCGACAGUUCGCGUCUAUAGCUCUGGAAAGUAA